GCCUUUCGCCGGCCAUGAUUCGUCAUGGACAAGAUGGCGGACUAACGUAUCCUGGUCAUACGUGGUUCUGUUACUUGUAGACUAAGUGACUUUUGUUUCUCUCAGGAAAUACACUCGUGAAAAGGUCUAGAUGUUUCGGCGGUCAAGGUUCAGCGUUCGUCCUAAUGUGGGCGGACCUGGGAGGACAGCAGCGGCGCCACAGGAAUCUGCUGCAGUGAGUCAGGAGGCGACCCAGUCCUCGAAAGAAAUCAACGACAAUGUAUCUGUUUCUGUUGUGACUGACAGCAAGUCAGCUGACACUCCUGGGGCUGCAGCUACCACCUCAGGCGAUGGAAACGAAACAAGUGGAGAAGGUUCCAGCUCUUCAGCCGGCGUCCAGAGAAGGAAGCGCUUUUCUGUCAAGCCCAGAGUGGCCCCGGGUCGCCCCUCCACCCUCCCUCGAGUGCUCAAGUCCCCCGCCAAGGUGGUCUCUGAAAGUCCAGCAAAAGUCGCAGAACUUGAGCCGAUAACAUCCAAUGAAGUUACAACUCCAGCAGCCCUGCGGGGACUCCGGUCACCAUCGCCACCGAAGCCCUCUGCGAAUAGAGAGCUGCCUCAUAUACACUCCACUUCUGUCUCCUCUGACGGGUCUGCUGACCCCCGAAAAGAAACCCACCCACUGCCAGAAGGUGGCAGAAAGCCAGAGAAGACACCUGACAGUUUAAUAAAAGUUUCUCCUAGACCUGUGGAUAAAGUUUCUAUGCCAGACAAAGAAUCAGCUGAACUGUCAGAAAAGGCCAAGACUCUUCUGUUGUCGAAGGGCAGGUCAUCAGUUCCCAGGUCCUCCUUGAGCCGACUUUUGAACGAUCCGUCAGAUAUUCAGAGGCUGGAAAAGGCUCAGAAGCUACGGGACCUGCUGAAACAGGAGAUGCGCAAAGAAAAGGCUAUCAGGAAGUCAAAGAAGCACAUAAAGCAAUUUAGUGUGGAUCCCACCAAAAUGACCAUGAGGGACCUCAUUCGGUACCUACCGCUGUCCAACCCCAUGUCAUCCAGUUUAGAAGACAGCACUCAGGAGAAGGAGACUGGUAUUCUGAAUGGUCCAAGACUGGAAGUACCACCAGAGAGGGGGCCGCAGAAACCAGAACCAGAGGUCAUCCCUAAGAUGGGGAACCAGAUGGAGGAGGAAGAGGAGGGGGGUGAGGAGACGGAACAGGAGGCGGGGCAGGAGGAAGAGGAAGAUGAGGCACUGAUGGUUCCGCAGGUCAAAGUGGCAGAAGAUGGCACGCUGAUCCUGGACGAGGAGAGUUUGACUGUGGAGGUCCAGAGAGCCAAAGGAUCCAACCCCGAAGAAGACAGAGACCCCAUCUUUGAACGUGGGUCCACCACCAUGUACUCCAGCUUCAGGGCGCCUACGUAUUGCAAGCCCUGGUCCAGCGAAGAGACAGACAUGUUCUUCCUGGCUAUCAGCAUGGUGGGGACAGAUUUCUCCAUGAUCUGUCAGCUUUUUCCCAACAGAACACGAUCGGAGAUAAGGAACAAAUUUAAGAAGGAAGAGCGGCAGAAUUCCUGGAGAGUGGACAAAGCUUUCGAAGAGAGACGCAAGCUGGACAUUGAGUAUUUUUCUAAGCUGCUGCAGAAGAUACUGGAAUUUCAGGAAAGCAGAAAGAACCUCAAGUCGCUUGUGGAGAAGAAUGCCCCCAAGAAGCACCAGAGAAAGUCAAAGGGUACAAAGAGGAAAAAAGCUGCCAGCAAGAUCAGCAGCAGCGAGGAGGAAGAGGACGAGGAUGUCCUCUUAAGCUCUGAGGCGGAGGAUGGAGAGAAAGAGAACGAGGAGCUCUGCGAGGAGGCAGGAACUUUAGUCUGUAAAGCCAAGAGAAAACGCAAACUCAGGAGUGAGGAGGACCCCUCUGCUGCAAAGCUGACAAAGAGGAAAAGCAAAACAGGUGCAAAGAGCAGCAAAGAAGAUGUGGCCUGCAUCCCCAAAGACACUGAAGCUGCACUUCCUGAGGAUCAGCCUAACUCGGAAGUGUGUGACAGUGCAGAGAUGGAGAAAACAUCCAAGGGACCCGCCAUCCGGCCCGCUAAGCUCUCUCGAGUACCCGAAGAUAGAGAUGGUGCUUCCGCUAAACAGAACAACACCUCCAAAAAGAAGGCCAACGAAGAGACAUCAUCUUCAAGAAUAGCCAGCAAUAAUGAUGUUGACUCCUCUGGCGAUGAAGACUACCCCAUUAAACCUGCAAAACCCACCAGGUAUGGGAGAGUCCCCAAACCUACCGCACUUUUAAAUUACCCUGCCAAGGAGGACUCGCCCUCCACUCAGCCUCAACUCCAACCCAAGAGUGCCCCCAAGAGGGGCAGAACAGCUGAGGCACCCUCAGCUACCAAAAAACCCAAACCGGGUAUGCUUAGAGCAUCUCCUUCUGAAGCCAGCAAGGAGGAGGAUGCAAACAUGGAGGAGCAGGGGUCUUCUAACGGUGGCGCCAGGGAGGAGAGUAGCGCUCCAGUACCUGCCAGCCUGUGCUCCCCCCAUGCCGCCAUCCCACAGGAGGAGGAGGAAGACAUAGUGGAGGAGCUCGAUAUCUUUGCUGAUAUGUCUGUGUUGGACAUGUCCCAAGAUGCACUCUGCCUCAACUCAUCGUGUGAGCGUGCCCAAAUUGAGACCGGGUCAAGAGAACCUUGUGUGCAUCAGUUGGACCUUCUGGUCGAUGUUAUAGACUUCCUUUCCUCCGAGCACACUGAAGGCAGGUUGAUGUCUGAGGUGCAGAGCUACAACGAGGCUGCUCAAACUCUGCUGACCAUCAGCAAUGUGUCUCUCCUCUCCCAGUCGGACACCACUCAGGAUCAGAACACAGGCAUACCUUUGGACGUUGGAAAUGAAACUUGUCGACGUUUGGAAGAGGAGAUUGUUGCGGAGUUCAUCGAAGAAAACAGUUCCAGACCAGUUCUGUAUGUAUCCUUAGACCAGAAAGCCGCAGAUACAUUUGACACCACACCUGUUGAGUCAACACACACAGAGUCUUCACCUGAGAUUGGUGAAGGGACAGGCCAAGAACAGGGACCUGUUUCAGGUCCUGACUCAACUCUACCAUCGCAAUCAAGCCCACAGACCAGAAAAGCUUACUCAUCCAAGGUGAAACCAAAGCCUAACCUUGCCAGAGCCUCAAGAGCUGCACAUUCCAAACCUCAACCAGAAACAUCACCACCCGGGUCAACUGUGGAGAGCCAAAGUGCUGCUCCUGACUUGUCUAAAGAACCAACCCCAAACAUAGCAGAACAUAGUGGGUCCUCCAAAAAACAGACAUGUGACUUGGAACAGGCCACCAUGGAAGCCAAGUGUACAGAUGCUGAAACAAGUGAAAACGCUCCAAAUAAUGAACCUGCAUUCAGAGAACCACUAACUCAAGAAUCAGGUGGAGAUCAUGAGGUGCAUGAAUGUCAGAACUCCAGUACACCCCAGUCAUCUCAACCCAUCAGGAUGAAACCAAAACCAAACAUUCCUCAAAUAUCAAAAUAUCAAACCACAAAAGAGACUAGUCUGUCUUCAAAUCUGCAAUCAACUCACAAAACCACAUCUGAAGUAGACCCACAGCCAACUUGUACUUUAGAUACUGACAAAACAAGUCCAAGUGCUGGUUCUGCUUCAGCUGGGACACCACCCAUGAACGUAAUCUCUACUCUGGUAUCUAGGGAGGAGCUGACUGCUAGUGAUGUGAAGAAGACAAGUACUGGACUUGCAGAUCAGGUCAGUAGUGAGCCAAAUCCCACAGAUGCUGAUAAGAUUGAAUGUGGUCCGAAAAACCAGACACUCACAGAAUCACUAGCUAAACAAUCAAACACAUCUUUGGUCCAAGAAGGUGGAGAUCAUAACUUCAUACCAAAGGCAGAGGUACAGCAAUGUCAGAACUCCAGCAGACUCCCAUCAUCUCAACCCACCAGGAUUCGAUUCCAGAGGGUCAAACAAAAACCAAACCUUCCACGGUUAUCAAAAAGUGUACAAUCUAAACCGGAACGUCUGGAAUCAACAUGCACAACAACAUCUGAAGUAGAACCACAACCAAUUUGUACUUUCUUUUCUGACAUAACAAGUCCGGGUGUCGAUUCUGCUUUGGCUGGGACACCACCCAUGAAAGUAAGCUCUACUCGGGUAUCUACAGAGGAGCUGCCUGUGAGCGAUGUGAGGAAGACAAGUACUGGACUUGCAGAUCAGGUCAGUAGUGAGCCAAAUCCCACAGAUGCUGAUAAGAUUGAAUGUGGUCCGAAUAAUCAGACACUCACAGAAUCACUAGCUCAACAAUCAAACAAAUCUUUGGUCCAAGAAGGAGGAGAUCAUGUUGUCAUACCAGAAGUACAUGAAUGUCAGAACUCCAGCAGACUCCCAUCAUCUCAGCCCACCAGGAGGACUCGAUUCCAGGAGGUCAAACCAAAACCAGACCUUUCACAGAUAUUAAAAAGUGCACAAUCUAAACCUCAAACCACAAAAGAAACGCUUCUGUCUGCAAAUCUGGAAUCAAGCAGCAAAACAACAUCUGAAGUAGAACCACUACCAACUUGUAGUUCCUCCACAGAAAAAACAAGUCAAAGAAGUUCAUCUGUGACUCCAUCCAUGGGAUUUAGCACCAGUGUGGUACGUACAGAGGAGACUUGUAGUCAGCUGAAGGAGGCAGCAGCCGAUAAACUUGCUGACCAGGUGGAUUCUGGAAAGGAAAAUGAAGGAAUGAAAAAAGCAACAACAUUUGGAGCUGCAGCUGAGACACAAAGCUUUAAUGCCGAAAGAACUCAGACUUCUGCUAACAAUGUGGUGCCAUCAGCUUUUCGCCCAGAAUGUCAUGCAAAGCAGGCUGCAGCUCUCCAAGGCAGCAAGCUCAUGGAGGAAAGCUCAAACUCUGCUCUGAAGCCUGAAUCCUCUGACCGCCCAAGCAUAGAAGCCCAGUCACCAACGUGUCCAAGUGUUACCUCACCACUGGAGCCCACAGAGCACCCUUCUUCAUCUGGAGAUAACAACAAGGAAGUUGUCUCAGAGGCAUCAAAAGAAACAACUCAAAGGCGGCGACGCCUCCCCAAAGUCAAACCCAAUUUGAGAUCCCCCGCUAGAGCGAUACGCUGUGUGUCGCAGUCAAAGGAUGGAGGUGAAUCCUCAAAGCAAAUAUCUCAUAUAACUUCACAAUAUCAGCUAGUAGGGGAAAACUCAGACCUACAGUCUGGAAAUGAUGAGGGAGUCGCCAUGGAAAGUAAAAAUAAGAGCACUGAAGUGACAACAGCUGGCAAAGAAACAGAAGUCUACACAGCUCCUUGUCAGGACAAGACCGAGGGCGGGACUUCCUUGAAAUCUGAUGGCCAAAUCUUUCCUGCCCUCCCAUCAAAUAUCCUGCCGCUAGGUCAAAAUACUGUCAAGAUACUGUCCUGGAUGACCACAGACACUCACCCCCUUAAAUGUGCAGAUGAUCCUCCUUUGCCAAAAACCUCCACAACAACUACAAGUGUCAAACCCAGCCUUGGAAAAAGCAGUCCACAGCCCCAACAAGUGGCAGAUUCAGAUCCUGUCAGCACUGCUGCUGCCCAAGACCACGUGCCUGACCCUGCGGUGCCAGCAGAGGGAGCCAUUGAGGAUGAAUCCACGUUGAGCACUGCACAGAACCAAACUUUUGCUAGCCUCUCAAUAUUUCCAGAAACAUUGUCGGUGCCCUCGGAUCCUGAUGAGCCAUUUUUUAUCCUCUCCCUGACUGAGAUCCCAGUUGUCUCUGCUGGGGAGGUGUUGGACGCCACCCCCCAGCCGCCAACUCUAAUCCCUGAAGCACAUUGGUCAGUGCAGCAGAGUCUUGCAGUGGGCAAUGUGGUAGCAGGGCAAGAUGCUUCCACGCCUGACGUCCUCAUAUCCAAUGACGAGAUGCGCACCACCAUGAGUGCAUCAAUGGAGGAUGACGUAGUGCCACCAGAGGACCAGCAGGCGUGUACCUUGGCAGCGCCAUGGAGAGCAGCAAGUUCUCCCAAAAGGAAACCCAAAGGCUUUCUGUCCUUCCUGUCUGGGACAAGCAGUGCCACUGAGUCCAACGAGUCCACACGAGUCAAAGCCGCUUCCAGACGACCCACAGUUAAAGCUUUACUGAGAAAGAGACCUACACGCCACAAAAACCCUUCCACCACCACACAAGCACCAGUGGACACCACGCUACCAGAACCAGAAGCACUAGCGGACACCUUGCGACCAGAACCAGAAGCACCAGUGGCCACCACGCUAGCAGAACCAGAAGCACCAGUGGGCGCCACGCUAGCAGAAUCAGAAGCACCAGUGGACACCAUGCUAGCAGAACCAGAAGUACCGGUGGACACCACGCUAGCAGAACCAGAAGCAGGUCCCUGUGCAGCUGAGGUUUUUGGAUGUGAGCACCACAGCAGCACGGCAGUCCAAGAAGAACCCACCAACGUGUCCCAGUACUUCUUAAGUGACAUUUUUACUGAAGUCCAGGACACGUGAUCAUGCCUCACACAAUCAUACCUCUAUUCAUUUUUAUACAACACUCUGUACAUAUACAGUAUCUCUAUACUUUACAUUCAUGCAAAUACACUUUUAUUUUUCUAACUAGCCAUGAAAAAAUAAAUAUUGACUUGUUUCACUCAUACGCCUUUGUUGGUCCUCAAUAUCAUACAUUAUACUUAUGA
This is a messenger RNA of Dunckerocampus dactyliophorus (ringed pipefish), 6636 nucleotides long. RefSeq lists its product as uncharacterized. Lineage: Eukaryota; Metazoa; Chordata; Actinopteri; Syngnathiformes; Syngnathidae. Gene Ontology annotation, cellular component: transcription factor TFIIIB complex. The record is from RefSeq and is a predicted model, not a curated record. Bases 131 to 6451 code for a protein of 2106 amino acids. Gene Ontology annotation, biological process: RNA polymerase III preinitiation complex assembly. The transcript has 28 exons. Gene Ontology annotation, molecular function: TFIIIC-class transcription factor complex binding.